Molecule: messenger RNA, 2364 nt
Organism: Stylophora pistillata
Lineage: Eukaryota; Metazoa; Cnidaria; Anthozoa; Scleractinia; Pocilloporidae
Product: putative histone-lysine N-methyltransferase PRDM6
Biological process (GO): regulation of gene expression
Cellular component (GO): nucleus
Molecular function (GO): protein binding
Source: RefSeq, a predicted model, not a curated record
CUACGUUAGCGUCGCUUCAGACAGGAUUACGACAGCGAUAGAUACAAGAUAGAGAGACUCGAAAAACAUAGAUGACUUGAGCACAUCGACUCUCUGACGGCUACAACUAAAUUUAAGCAGCAUAGUGUUUACUACGACCUCUUCCGUUAGCAACAGUUAUCUGUUUGACAAAGCUUUAAUUGAUAGUGAGAAUUUUUUUCCGAAGCAUAUUCGCACGAAAAUGGCGCGAAACGGGAUGGCGUUCACAGCUCAUUUUCCCGCCAGUCAAGCAUCUCUGCAAAACACUGCACCGCACAAUUCCAAGCAUUUUACAUUUACUUACGACGACUUAUACAACUGUUUAUAUCGCCACAACGAGCUGCAACUCAUCGAUAUUGAAGCAUUCAAAGCACAAAGAAAAUCAAGUCAAACAGAGGCGGAAAAACAAAAGGAAACGUCAAACUGUGAUGCGUGUCGUUCAAAGCAAGACGUAUGCCCAAUGCAUAAAGUUCCAAAUUCUGGGAGGAAACUUCUUAUUCCAGGACAGAAACAACCAGUCAAAUUAAGUUACGCCAUUGCGUCCUUUCCUGAGGAAGUGCAGCUCUGUGUGUCGAGUAUUCCUGGGGCAGGUUGUGGGGUCUGCGCAAAGCAACAUAUUCCUGUAGGCACGUGGAUUGGACCAUAUGAGGGAAAACUCGUCAAAUAUGAUGACGUCAAACCCAACACAGACACCUCUUACAUGUGGGAGAUUUACCAAGAUGGCAAGUUAUCCCAUUACUUGGAUGCUAGCGACGAAAACACCUCGAGUUGGAUGCGAUUUAUCCAUUGCGCGCGAUACAGGGAAGAGCAGAACCUUUUCUCGUUUCAGUACUGCGGAAAUAUCUAUUAUCGGGCUUUUAGAGAGAUAUCCAUAGGGACGGAACUUCUCGUGUGGUACGAUGAAAAAUAUCCCCAGGAUAUGGGAAUACCACUGGAAGUCCAAGAUAUGGCAUUAGUGGACCCCAACGGUACCAGACUGCUUCAAGAGGUAUUAGCAGCACAAGGUCAAGCGCAACCCUCAGAUCGACCGAUCAACACCAGGAAACAUUCUGUGCCUGUAGUUUCAAGUCAGCCAACAGUCGUCUCGAGUACUCCUACGAUGACAUCUUCCCGAAAAUCACCCCUCCCUGUCUCACGUGAUAACAUGAAAGAGAGAACCUCACCUACGUCACCAAAUGACACUCGUAUUUCAUGGCACCACAAGGUUGCAAAUCCUGCUAUUUCUCACCUCAACAUACCCAUAGGGAACAAUUUCGUUCAGGCUGAGCGGUCAAGAAAAGUGGACCCGGUCACUUUAAAAGAAGAAAGGGUUGUUAUUGAGGAUUGCGAUGACGACAGAAGGUUCAGUUUAGCUGAAGGAUCAGAAAUGAGCCUUAUGAAAUGCGGUCAAUGUAGUCAGUCAUUCGCACAGAAGAACAUGCUCCAGGUUCAUGUAUGUCCACGCAUGCCCAGGAGACCUUACACUUGUAACUACUGCUCUGAAUCUUUCUCUUUACCUAACGAACUGCGCACGCACGUCGUCACUCAUGCUAAUGAUAAGCCAUUCAAGUGCGGGUAUUGCUCGCGCACAUUUGCUGGAGCGACAACGCUGAACAACCAUAUUAGGACACACACAGGAGAGCGACCAUUUCUGUGUGAUAAAUGUGGCAAAUCUUUCACGCAGGCAUCCCAACUGAGCAAACAUCAACGAAUUCCUCACGAAUGCAAGUACUAGGUCUGCAAUUUAGUAUUACUGUUAUCAUUAACAUCACAUUUUGACAUAAGAAUUUCAUCGCCUACACGACACAUAUUUUUAUUUAGCCUUUUUGACGACAGGAUUUUGUCCCCACAUUAUGAAAACUUUUAUCAAUAUUUCUUGGAUUCUUUGAAAUAAGAUAAUUUGAUCCUUGGUUACAAUAUAAGUCGUAACUGGUUUAGUGAGUGUGAUAGCUCGCUUGAAAUUUUGGCGCAUUUUGUAGCAAAAUUUAUAUUCAGCAGGUGCUGGCAAGCGCGACUACACAAAGCUUCAACUGUCCGAGAAUGAGACAUAAUUCAAGCCGACGCGACUACUUCACAGACCGAUAGUGGAGUGUUAUGAUUCUGUAUCCGAAAUCUGCUUGUUAUGUUUUUUAUUUGAAAAAAAAAAAAAAAAAAAAUCACCACAAUGGUCAUUUCAUAGUUCAUUUGAUCCGCAACCUAUUUACUAUCAAAUUUCUAUUUUCAUAUCUGACAUGGUUUUCUUUACACCACGAAGAAUUUUUUAUCGCUAAACGAUGAACCGCGUAUCAAGCGAGGAGUAUGAAAAAAAUGUAAACAAAUGUACAUUGAAUUGUGUAAAUAAAUAAAUAAAUAAAUAAAAAGAUCCUA